CCUGGAUUCAUCCGAAGGUUUUCCGGUAUCCCAUGAGCCUCACCAAGGUAGGUCAAUCGAGACCCGCCCGACCAACUGCAAUAAGCCUUACAGCGGAUCCACAGUUGCCGCACUGUCAACAUCCCGUCUACAAGUCUGGGCUGCGAAUCUACUCGCCUGCCACCAAGUAACUUAUGUGACGCCAAUACGAUUUCCUACGCACCUGGCCGCCAUGGCUCUCGUAUCUCGUGCGAGGUUGUUAGAUCUUAUGAAGAUCCAAUGCCAAAUUUUCUCGUCAACGUAUAACCCGGGUGGGAUACGGAUGGGCAACAAGAUCCUACGACAGCGGUUAAAAGGCCCAUCGCUUGCCAAGUACUACCCAUCGAAGAAACCGACGAUCUUCACGUUAGAGAGAGAGUUCGAGAAGUUGGAUCUAUGGACGCUGAAUGAGGAAGAGAUGGAUAGACAGGAGCACAUCGCAGGGCGGAAGUCACGCGGAAAAGGCGCCCCGAAGAAGCGGAAGGGACCAAUUGCGAAACAUCUUCGAGGCAAGAAGUAGUCUGGGAUACAGCUUGCUUCGAUUGGCGACAGCGGUGGCGUCCGUGGGCAUGUAUGCAAAUUAGGGUUGUCGAUACGAUACCCAGGGCCUAGAACGGGGGUGAGGCAAUU
Durotheca rogersii is the source of this 648-nucleotide messenger RNA. RefSeq names its product mitochondrial ribosomal subunit S27-domain-containing protein. The transcript is spliced from 4 exons. Gene Ontology annotation, cellular component: mitochondrion. The record is from RefSeq and is a predicted model, not a curated record. Bases 212 to 538 code for a protein of 108 amino acids. Lineage: Eukaryota; Fungi; Ascomycota; Sordariomycetes; Xylariales; Xylariaceae.